AGUUAAGGAUGAUCCUUAAUUAAGGAUUAAAAUACGGAAGUCCUUAUCGUGCUGGCACACUAUGAUUGGUCCGUUUUUGUGUUGUCUCUCGUUAGGGGAGAAAAAAAACACGCGACCCAACCUCAUUGUAUCUCAAACCCGAAAAAAAAAGCAGAGGAGAAGGAGAGGCGACAGAGAGGCGAUUUGCGAUCCCGACUUGUGAAGGUAAAAUACGAUCUUAAUCUUCUUUUUUUUCCUUCUCGAGUUUAUGCAUGUUGAUUUCAUCACGUUUUAGGGUUCGAUUAAGGUGUUUUAUAAAAUCUAGGGUUUGAAAUCGGAUUGGGGAUUUUUAUCGAUUUAGGGUUUUCGUCUUGGUUUUUUUUUUCAUUUUUGCUUUGGUUGUUUGUUGUUAUCGCCUCGAUUAGAGGUUUAAUCGAUUGAGUUCACAAUCGAAUAAGGUUUUGGUUCUUGAUUUGAAAUUUUUUUUUUUAAUAAGAAUCGUCUCGGUUUGUUUUUUUUUUCAUUUUCGCUUCGGUUGUUUGUUGUUAUCGUCUCGAUUAGAGGUUUAAUCGAUUGAGUUCACAAUCGAUUAAGGUUUUGGUUCUUGAUUUGAAUUUUUUUUACUCUAAUGCAGGUUCUGAAAUGGAUGAAGAACAACGAGAUAUGAAAGCACACAAAGCAUACUACCAGAGGGUUGAUUUCGUAUCAAAUUCGCUGCAGGGGAUUCCCCAACUGUGCCCCUGUGAAUCAAUCACGAAGGAAAUUGUAGAUGAAGAGGAUACAUAUGACUACCUCCUUGGGAAAAGAUACUUCAUCUGCAAAGACUUCGAGAAUGACGGUCUGCAUUACAGGCAACCAUGGGUUAUUGGCGUGCAAGAAGAGGUUGAGAGGCUCAAACUGAAAGUUCUCCGCCAUGAGAACCUUCUUAGAGAGUGUGAGGCACUUAAGGAACAUGUUAAAAUGUUGGUCAACAGGGUUUCUGAACUUGAGGUUAGUCUUUAA
Molecule: messenger RNA, 981 nt
Organism: Brassica napus (rape)
Lineage: Eukaryota; Viridiplantae; Streptophyta; Magnoliopsida; Brassicales; Brassicaceae
Exons: 3
Coding region: 622-981 (119 amino acids)
Source: RefSeq, a predicted model, not a curated record